CCGCUUUCACUGGUUGGCUAACCACUCGCAUGCAUACCGAUCUUUUCGAUUUGGCGUACCUCCACUUUGCAUUUAAUCAGUCGGUGACAAUGGACUUAUCGAGGCGCGGGUUAUGCUACCUAUAGAAUCAAAUGUCGAGCCGAGCGCUGAGCAUGCAUUGUCUGUCAACUCGUUCAAUAUGCAAACUACCCCACACCGGUAAACUGAAUCGUUUCUGAACAAAACAAGACAAAACCAUUUUGCACAUCGUUUCUCCUCAGUAUCUUGUAUCUCGUUGGAGACGGAUGAUAUACCUUCGGUUUAUACGUGAUUUUCUGAUCAGCUAUCUGAAGACAGGGAUUUAUAUUUUGUGAAUUUGGCUCCAAAUUUUGGUGCAAUGGCGUUUUGGAAGAGAAGGAGCCAGAGUUUUGAACCGGUGUCACCACAGAGCCGUUACACUGUGACUUAUCUUGGAUAUGAGGAAAUGCAGGGUAAAGUUGGCCUUGAUAAUACCCUUAAACCGGUAGAUGAUAUGUAUCGUCAAUACAAGUCACAUAAAUCGAAAACUGUGAGCAAGAUGCAGAUUGAAGUGAUAAAUAACGGCAUCAAAGUUGAGCCCCUGGAUGCCGGAGUCAAAACCAUGUUUGCAAAUUCCCCAUACUUCGUUGGAGAGGGUCCUUUCGGCAGUGUUUUCUUCCCGAUCAACAAGCUCUCGUUUGGUGCUGCAGAUCCCUACCACAAUAAGAUCUUCUGCUUCGUUUCACGUAACGAGAACCCUGCUGAUGAUCACUUUUGGGAUUGCCAUGCGGUCUUCUGUGAAUCGUCCGCCAUGGCCAAGAACCUAACCCUGAAUUUGGUCAAGGCUUUUCAGAAAAUAAACUCUGGCAAAGAAGACCCUUUGGUGUUGGCUCAGAAAAGCCAGAAGCCAACAACAGUGCACAUUUUACGCGAGAGAGGUACGUCUGAGCACCAACUUCAAGCCAGGAGAAAAAAGAGACCCCCUGUAUCAACGGUUAGUGUGACCCUUAACGUUGGUGAAAAAACGGACUUAGGAGAUAAGGAUACAAGUAAUUGUAACAGAGCAGUUGCUGAUAUCAUUGCUCAACGUGCUAAAAUGGAACUUGGUACUGGUGACAGUGAUGUAUCCAACGGAAAUAGUGUUUCAAAAGGAGUCGGGACGAGUAGUUCCGACAAGGAGAAUGAUCUCAUGGAAGGCAUCCUCAGUGAUGAAGACAUGACACGAAGCAAUAGUCUUAGAGAGGUGGAGGUAACCGUGGCACUUAAUCCUGACUUGAAUUCUCCACUAGAGUCGCCUCAGAAGUCUACAUCUCCACGUGGUGAUCGUAUCAGCAGCGGCGAAGAGGAUGAUGCGGUGUUUACUCUCGAUCCUCGCUCCGGAGAAAUGUCACCCAAAGAAAUGAUCACGACAAUGAGCCCCCCUGACACACCUAGCUAUCUUUCAAAAGAAGGAAAGUUACCGUCACCAACCCUAUCGUACACGCCAACUAAAUCCUCUUCACCAAGUCAACAGAGAAAUUCUGGCAAGGUUAAAGCGCCCUCAUCCCCUCAAGCGUCAGUGAUUCCUGGCAACAUAUCUCCAAGAAAAUUGAACAGUAGCGAAAUAAGCAAGAGAACUAAGGCCCCAUCCCCUCCAAAAUCUACUACACCAGAUUCCCCUCGACAACUGAACACUGUUCAAGGUGAUAACAGCAGGCAGCAAGUAACACCAAAAUCAACCACCUUUCAGAAAAUAAAGAGUACGUCCCCAACAGAAAACUUACGCCGGAACACUCCAUCUCCUAUUUCACCAAAGACAUCACCUAACCCUCUUCCUGGAUCUCCAAGGAGUGUCCCAUCUCCUGCUUCGACACCUCCGCUCAAAGCUAGUCCUCCCAAAAAGGAGAAUGAGGGCUCAGGAAUCACAACUCCCGAGGUAACCCUGAGAAGGCGAUCACCACAAUCAACGUUGACGUCGGGCGCCAGCCCUGAUGACUCUGGUGCUGUACAGAAAAAGUCCAGAAAAGAAAGGAAAUCAGUGCGAUUCGCGGUUGAAGAGGUGCACAUAGGAUGAUGUAUAUGUCAUUCCUGGUAGAGGGGUCACAUGAUUGAUGAACAUGAAAUAAAAAAAAACCAUUACGUGCAAAGAGGAUAUCUAGGUUCUAUAACAUAUCUAAGUUUCUGAAAUUUAUUAUUAUGACUGUUUGAAAAUAAUUAGAUCGCGCCAUUUAGUUUUGAUUACGACCUGUGUCAAAUGAAUAUUGGUUAAAUCUUGAUGUGGACUUGUCAAAUGGAAAUGAGUGAUUUUAAGCACUAGCACCAGGAACACGUAAGGAUGAAUCUUUUACAACACGGAUAUUUCAAUAGAGGAAAACGCCAUCAUUUUCCGAAUGUUUUUAAUUCUGUAAUCAUCUCGCUUAGGUUCAUUACAGAAAAAACAUCUUUCUGAACUUGAACUUGAACUGAAAAAGUAGUUUGAGCAGUAAUUCCAUUUUCGAUGUAACUCCUUUUAACUUAACUUAAUAUGUAAUUAAUUGAACUUUAUGGUAUUUCUAAACUAUUUUUAGUAACACCUGUGUUAAUUUUCAAAAGUCAUUUCAAAUUAACAUAGGUGUUACUCUAAAUAGUUUAGAAAUAUCAUAAAGUUCAAUUAAUUAACUUUAUGAUAUUUUUAAACUAUUUAGAGUAACACCUAUGUUAAUUUGAAAUGACUUUUUAAAAUAUGAAUACAAUCUAAUCUGUAUUCAUUACUCUCUAAACCAAUGCAUGGUAAUCAGCAUACGACUACAGUCUGUAACAGUCAUUGCAUUGGUACAACAUCACGUCAAUUUUCUAAUUGAGUCAUUACAGUUUAUGUUUGGGAUAGCAUGUAACGUGGUACUCAGGGCUGAAAAUAAUUGUAUCUAAAUAAAUGGAGUAAAAUAUUAAACGUGGAAAAUGCCGAAAACUUCACCAAGAUGUGAUAACAAAUGAGUAAUCAUAUUUUAAACGUUAGAAAUAUUUUGUGAAAACAUAUGCACGUCAUCAAAAAUAUUCAUUAGUUGGGCUGAUGAUGUCACAUCCCCACUUU
Molecule: messenger RNA, 3046 nt
Organism: Lytechinus variegatus (green sea urchin)
Lineage: Eukaryota; Metazoa; Echinodermata; Echinoidea; Temnopleuroida; Toxopneustidae
Product: serine/arginine repetitive matrix protein 1-like
Exons: 1
Coding region: 377-2050 (557 amino acids)
Biological process (GO): regulation of mitochondrial membrane potential; regulation of cell population proliferation; negative regulation of insulin receptor signaling pathway
Source: RefSeq, a predicted model, not a curated record